UUGGAUGCUAUAUUUAGCUUAGUUUGAGGUUCUAGUGUUACAUAACUCAUGAGUUGUGGUCUAGUUUAUUCUUUUGCUUCUAUCAAAGAUCAUCAUAGACUUGUUUGAGUGAUUUGUAUUUUUCAUUUUUGUUUUGCUGGCUAAGAAUUCAUUUUUGGAAAAUUGCUAUAGAAGUUGUGGCCUAGUUUUAUGUUGCUUCUGUCAGAGCUCUUGAUAAAGUUGUUUGAGUGAUGUGUACUUCACCAAGUGGGCUUUUUAAAUUGAAUUUGGAGUCUUGAUGUAUUUGUCUCUGAUUUUGUUGUUGGAUGCUAUAUUUAGCUUAGUUUGAGGUUCUAGUGUUACAUAACUCAUGAGUUGUGGUCUAGUUUAUUCUUUUGCUUCUAUCAAAGAUCAUCAUAGACUUGUUUGAGUGAUUUGUAUUUUUCAUUUUUGUUUUGCUGGCUAAGAAUUCAUUUUUGGAAAAUUGCUAUAGAAGUUGUGGCCUAGUUUUAUGUUGCUUCUGUCUGAGCUUGUGGUAAGAGUUGUUUGAGUGAUUAGUUAUUCAUCUUUGUUUGUGUGGAAAACAACUCAUGUGUAUGUGUGUACUUUUCUGGAAUUUUGUUACAGAGGAACUAUGUUAUCUGCCAAGUAAUGUACAAGGGUGCUGGCGGAGACAGUUUGUACGGUAAUAACUCCAAUGCGUUAAGCCACUCCACCUUGGUCUCUGACUUGAACACUGACAGAGAGAUUAACACAGCUCCUCAGGUUGAGCAACCAUGGCAGGAUCUCUUUUUUUCUGUGGAUGAUUUGGCAAACCCACUGAACGAGCAGGAUGAUACCUCUCUAUUCAAUCCAGACACGCUUUUCAACGACAACUACUGCCCUUACCAGCAGCCGCAAGCUCCCUCGGAUGAUGAUUAUAUAGAUGAACUGCUGAGUUUUAACGGAGGGAACUAUGAUGAUGUGCUACGCGAUCCAAACAUCACAAUGCACCGCAACGAUCACAGGCCAAAGAAAGCUUUGACAGGGAUCAUUGUUGAUUGUAGCAGUGAUAGCGAUGUUGAAUCCAUAUCUGCAACGAGUUACCAAGAAACAUCAAGUCCAGAUAGCUUUCAUAGUUUAAGUGCACAAUUCCACACUAGUGGAGACGAGAUUCCAUCUUUGAGGAAAGACUCCUGCACAGAUAUAAAACCUCCUGCAGAAACUUCUAUUAAUAGAAAGACCAGGAAAGCUCAUCUCACACGGCGCACGGUGAAAGAAGGCGAGUCUAAAGGCGUUAAUGCAUCCGUGGACAAGAAGUCAUCAUCAUCUAUGGUGAAGACAGAGAAGAAGGGAUGGUUUAUUACAGAGGAAGCAAUGGACAGAAGAAAUCGCAAGAAUCCACCGUAUAUCUAUCUGAUGAACAUGAUCAUAGGGUUCAUCCUCUUGGUUGCUGUCAUUGACAACAUUAUGUCGAUUUUACUAAGCGUCAAAAUUUGAACCUGCUGAUGAAAUUUGAUUGCUGAGGAGAGGCAAAGUAGAUGGAUGGAAGCACUUGUUUUUAUUUGGCUUUUUCUGCUUCUGUUUUUGUUUUGAAUGUGUAAUAAUAUAUAUAUGUGUGUAUCUGUAUGUAUGAGCAAUAGAUUGAAACUCUAUUGUUCUUUCGAACUUAUAUAUCUUACAGGUGUUUCUUGUGCCUUAAGGUAAAAGUGAAAUUUAGUAUUAUAACCUAGUGUAAGGUGCUUCUAUGCUUCAA
Messenger RNA from Brassica oleracea var. oleracea, 1714 nucleotides. Its product is annotated as NAC domain-containing protein 69-like. The transcript is spliced from 4 exons. NCBI's taxonomy places the organism in Eukaryota, Viridiplantae, Streptophyta, Magnoliopsida, Brassicales, Brassicaceae. Bases 631 to 1458 code for a protein of 275 amino acids. The record is from RefSeq and is a predicted model, not a curated record.